This is a messenger RNA of Zootoca vivipara (common lizard), 4610 nucleotides long. It is a transcript of the gene RXFP1, whose product is annotated as relaxin family peptide receptor 1. Gene Ontology annotation, cellular component: plasma membrane. Lineage: Eukaryota; Metazoa; Chordata; Lepidosauria; Squamata; Lacertidae. The record is from RefSeq and is a predicted model, not a curated record. Gene Ontology annotation, molecular function: G protein-coupled peptide receptor activity; protein binding. Gene Ontology annotation, biological process: hormone-mediated signaling pathway; adenylate cyclase-activating G protein-coupled receptor signaling pathway; activation of adenylate cyclase activity.
CCCACACACACCCCUCUUUUUUCUGAGUUGGAUGGCUCUGCUCAGAUAGAGAGAGCGAGAGGUUGCAAAGGAGAAUUAGAGACAGAAAGCAAGGAAUGGAAUGGAAAGGAAGCUUCUUCUAACCAGAAACAGAGACUGCUGAGGUUUUGUAUGAAAUCUGUGGGACAACACUAGUUCUUUAUUUCUCUGAAGCAAGACAGAGAUGCCAUCUAGCUGGUUCUUCUUAUUCUUAGCUAUUGAAGUGAAUGCUCUUCAUGCUGCUUCAGGAACUCAGGAUUUUGGAUUUGGAAUUGCAUGUCCUCUUGGCUAUUUCCCUUGUGGGAAUAUCACAAAAUGUUUGCCUCAGCCCCUCCACUGCAAUGGGAUAGAUGACUGUGGGAAUCAUGCAGACGAAGAGAACUGUGGUGAUAACAGCGGAUGGUCUCAGCAACUGGAUGCAAUUUAUGAUAAAAGGGCUUUCCAAUUUUCCUUGGACUUGGAAACAGAUGAAUGCUUGGUUGGUUCUGUGCCAAUAGAAUGUUUGUGCCAUGGUUUAGAGCUUGACUGCGAUGGUGCUGGUUUGCUCGUCAUUCCUUCGGUCUCUUCUAAUGUAACGAUGAUGUCCCUACAAGGGAAUCAGCUGAGAAAACUUAUUGCCAAUGUUUUCAAAAAAUACCAGGAUCUUCAAUACCUGUACCUUCAAAAUAAUAAUAUAAGUUUUGUGUCAGGACAUGCUUUCAGGGGUCUCUACAAUCUGACAAAGCUAUAUCUGAGUCACAACAAGAUAACGUUUUUGAAACCCCACGUCUUUGAAGAUCUACAUAAACUUGAAUGGCUGAUAAUUGAAAACAAUACAAUAAAAUGUGUCUCACCACUAACCUUUUAUGGGCUGAACUCACUAAUUCUCCUAGUUCUGAUGAACAAUUCUCUUGCCCAGUUGCCUGAUAAACACCUUUGUCAACAUAUGCCAAGGAUAAACUGGCUGGACUUUGAAGGCAACCAUAUCCACAAUUUCAGGAAUGUCACUUUCAUCUCCUGUAGGAGUUUAACAGUCCUCGUUUUGAGAAGAAACAAAAUCAGCUCUGUAAAUGAAAAUAGCUUCUCUGCUCUUCAGAGAUUAGCUGAACUAGACUUGGCUGACAACAAGAUCGAAUCGCUUCCUCAACACCUAUUUAAGGAUCUGAAAGAACUCUCACAGCUAAAUCUUUCAUACAAUCCAAUCCAGAAAAUAGAAGCAAACCAGUUCGAUUAUCUUAUUAAACUCAAUUCACUAAGCCUAGAAGGCAUUGAAAUUACAAAUAUCCAAAGAAGAAUGUUCAGCCCACUUAAAGAUCUUUCCCAUAUAUAUUUCAAAAAAUUUCAAUAUUGUGGCUAUGCUCCCCAUGUACGCAGCUGCAAACCCAACACUGACGGAAUCUCCUCCUUUGAGAACCUCUUGGCCAGCAUUAUACAGAGAGUAUUUGUCUGGGUUGUGUCUGCUGUCACUUGCUUCGGAAACAUCUUUGUCAUCUGCAUGCGGCCUUACAUUCAGUCGGAGAACAAACUCCAUGCUCUGUUGAUAAUGUCACUCUGCUGUGCAGAUUGCCUCAUGGGAAUAUACUUGUUUAUGAUUGGAGCCUUUGACCUGAAAUAUCGUGGGGAGUACAAUAAGCAUGCUCAGUUGUGGAUGGACAGUAUCCACUGUCAGCUGGUGGGAUCGCUGGCUGUUCUAUCUACAGAAGUAUCCGUUUUAUUGCUAACCUACCUGACUUUGGAAAAAUACAUCUGCAUAGUUUACCCAUUUAGAUUCUUGAAGCCAGGAAAAUAUAGGACAAUUUCCAUAAUAGUUCUCAUCUGGAUGGUAGGGUUUGCAGUUGCUUUUAUUCCACUGAGCAAUAAGGAUUUUUUCCAUAACUACUAUGGCACGAAUGGUGUCUGUUUCCCUCUCCACUCUGAGCAGUCUGAAAGUACUGGAGGUCAGAUUUAUUCUGUCAUAAUUUUCCUAGGUGUAAAUUUGGUAGCGUUUAUCAUCAUAGUAUUCUCCUAUGGAAGUAUGUUUUAUAGCGUCCAUCAGACAGCAAUUACCGCAAUGGAAAUCCAGAAUCAUGUGAAGAAAGAGAUGACCCUUGCCAAACGCUUUUUCUUCAUCGUAUUUACUGAUGCACUAUGUUGGAUACCCAUAUUUACACUAAAAUUGCUUUCCUUACUUCAAGUAGAAAUUCCAGGUUCUAUAACUUCCUGGGUUGUGAUUUUUAUAUUACCAAUAAAUAGUGCCUUGAACCCUCUUCUCUAUACAUUAACCACGAGGCCUUUCAAGGAAAUGAUUAAUCAAGUUUGGCACAAUUACAAACAAAGAAGAUCCUUGGGAGGCAAAAACAGCCAGAAAAUGUAUGGUCCAUCAUUUAUCUGGGUAGAGAUGUGGCCUGCAGAAGAUACCUCACCAGAGUUGACAAAUCCUGCCAAUUUUACAGAUUCCUCUGAGAGUUACAUAAGUUGACAUUCAGCAAGCCUGAAUAUAUACGCAUGAAAAUGAUUCAGAACAAGUUAAAUGCAUUAAGACUUGCACACUCAGCACUGUCAUCUUGAAGAUCCUGCCACAUAAAGCUGCAAAGAAACAGAACCCUUGCUCCAGGCCAUGGAAUCAUUUUUAAGCAUGACAAAAGACAAACUACAGUACUGAGCUACCAUGACAUGCAACUAUUAACAACCUUUAGAAGAACUAGCCAUAUGGAGCAGAGGUUGGAAUUAAUGGGGGAAAUGCUUAUCCUGGUGAAUUUGCAUUGUGGAAUUGAUGAGGAAAUAGAAAGUGAAAGAAACAUGGUCAGAAUCUAAGGACUACUUUAUAUCUUUCGACAGUUCUAAAACUGUGGUAACAGUUAUUCUCAGUGACCAGUAUUAUAUCUAACCUGUAGGCAGUAUUAUCUAAAACACCAACACAAAAACUGAAGUGUCACAAGUUAUUUAAUAUUUAUAAAUAGAACUGGGCUACUUUAGUUCUGCAAGUCUGAAAACAGUCCGUUUCCUUGCAGUACAGUUUAAUAUGGGAGACAGCAUUUUCUGUUUCCAAAUUUGCAAGGUGAAGGAGCAAAUAUAGGAAUGGCAAUGAGAGAUUUCAUAGAUGUUUGCACUGGAUUUCUUAAAGGAUUAAAGAAUAGAACUUGUAUAGUUGCACUUCAAUGUUUACAGAUUUUUGGAUUAUCUUGAACUUGGCUGAAAAGAAUGUUAUUUUAUAUCUAGUUUUUACUAAUAUUUAUGUAAAUAUGUUGUUGUGUUUGCAAAUGAAGCACUGCCUGAGGAAACAUGAUUCAAUAACAUUUAAAGCGUGUUUAAACUAUAUAUUCAUACACAGCUUUUUAUGCUUAGCUUUACUACUGUAUAUGUGGAGAUUUGGAGUUCAUUAAUGUAAAAUAGAGUUGUAUUUCUAAGUACAGUAACACUGUCUUAUUCAUUCAUUAAAUACAUAUCUAUUCAACCCUUCAUUGAAAAAUGAUGUGACAAAGCAGAGUGCAGUAAUGAACAGGAAAACAAUUAUUUACAAUAAAAUCAUCAAAGCUAUUAAAAUAUCACAAUAAAAUCAACAUAAAAUAAAAUAAGGAAACAGACCUUAAGUCUCAUCAGUUCGUAGAUCUCCUGCUUAACACAGUCCCCUACAAAAGCCUGGUUGAAGAGGUAUGUUUUCAGCUGGCUACAAACAGUACCCACUGUUAGCACUAGCACGGAACAAGGGUCGCCACAGAAAACGUCCAAUUCCAGCUCAUGACAGUAUCCUUGUGCAAUCAGCUCGACCACAAUGUCCUCUCCUAUAGAUUUUAAUGCAUAGGCAGGUUGGUAUAAUGACAGGUGCUCUUCAGCUACUGUAUUUGGAUCCCCAGUCAUCAAGGCCUUUUAAUGUUAGUCAACACCAUCAAUUGGACCAAGUAACACUGAAGAGCCUUCCUGGGUUCUGGGUGGCUGCAUUUUGCAGACCAUCUACAAGAGUAGCUCCAGAUAGAAUGCAUUACAAUAGUCCAACUAGGAAAUUACCCAAACGUAAUUACUGGGGCUAGGCUAACACAGUCCAGGAACAGUCAUAGCUGGUGAGUGAGCCACUGAUGUGACCUGAACAACCAAGUGACAAUGCUGGAUCCAGGACUAUCCCAGGCUAUAUAUCUAAUCCCUUGGGGGAGUGGUUUUCAGUUGCCCAUGCCUUAAAAUCUGUGUAAGAGCCACAUCAAAGCCCUGCUUGGAUGCUCAUCUACAAUGAGUUAUGUCAAUAGACAGUGGUCUGUUUUGAAACUCAAAUCUGCAUGAAGCUAGGCAGGUUCCAUCCCCCAACACCUCUAAAUAAUUAUAUUUUUACUACUGCUUUGAAUGGCUAGUUUUUGUCUGUUUUCUAGAUAUGGGUGUUAGCUGAUGCUGGUUUUAGUAAUAUUUUUUACUAUUUUAAAGCAUCUGUUUUUAAAAGUGCACAAUAGUUUAUCUGUGUAUAUUUUUGUAAGUUGCCUUGGGAAACAUUUUGUUGGAAAUCGGUCUAUUUUUUUAAAUAAAAAAUUAAUAAAGUUUGUUGAGUUAACUAGAACUGAAGGUAUUCAGAGCAAGUUAUUCAAAACAGAAAAUUGUGAAAGAAUUAUGUAUCUUUCACUUCUGAAAGCGAUAAAUUCUGGAUUUUUUCU